AUGGAAACAGAGGAAGACUAUGAAGAAAUAGCAGCCGCAAACCGUUCACUCCGAGGAAAAAGUGAUAUAGCUUGGUCCUAUGUGAUUAAAUCAACUGAUUCAAGAGGGAAAACGGUUUUGGAAUGCUCAUUUUGUGACAAAAAAAAAUUAGGAGGUGGAAUUAAUAGGAUGAAACAACAUAUUGCUGGCGUGAAAGGGAAUACAGAUGCGUGUUCGCAGAUUCCAGGAGAUGUGCGAUUUAAGAUAUUGAACGCAUUAAAAGAAAUUGAGAACAAGAAGAAGAAGCAGACUGUUUUGGAUGAUAUGAACGACGGUCCUGAAAUUCAAGAUGGUGAUGGAGAUGAUAUCGAAGGUGAUCCUAUGAUGAAUAAGGUAGCAAGUAUGGGUCAUGGAUAUGUGGGGCCUUCAUACCAUGCUCUACGUGUUGGAUUGUUGCGUGAUGCUAAGGUGCAAGUUUUUUUGAUCAUUGAUAAGUUUAGGAAUACUUGGGCUACUACUGGAUGUACUCUUAUGGCAGAUGGAUGGAAGGACACAAGACAAAGACCGCUGGUUAAUUUCUUAGUUUAUUGUCCUAAAGGAAUUACAUUUCUCAAGUCAGUUGAUGCUUCUGAUAUCUAUGCAAGUGCUGAGAAUUUAUGCAACUUGUUUGCUGAACUUGUGGGUAUGGUCGGUUCAGAAAAUGUAGUUCAUUUUGUAACUGAUAGUGCACCCAACUACAAAGCUGCUGGAAAGCUUCUCGCUGAAAAGUUUCCCACCAUUGCUUGGUCUCCAUGUGCAGCUCAUUGUAUCAAUCUGAUUUUGGAAGAUGUGACAAAACUACCUUCUGUUCACAAUUUAGCUCACCGUAUGUCUAAGGUAACCAUUUUUGUUUACAACCAUAAGUCAACUUUAAAUUGGGUCAGAAAAAGACCUGGUUGGAGAGAGAUCAUUCGAUCUGGAGAAACACGUUUUGCUACAACUUUCAUUGCUCUACAAAGUCUCUAUCAACAUAAAGAAGAUCUACAAGCUUUGGUUACAAGUACAGAUGCUGAACUCAAGCAGCUUUUCAAGACGUCUAAAGCAAAGGAAGCUAAAUUGAUUAUUUUGGAUGAGCGAAUGUGGAAUGAAUGCUUGAUAAUCUUCAAGAUUAUGACUCCUAUCAUUCGAUUGUUACGCAUUUGUGAUGCUGAUGAGAAGCCUUCUUUGCCAUAUGUGUAUGAAGGGAUGUAUCGAGCAAGACUAGGAAUUAAAACGAUGUUCAGAAAAAGAAAACCUCUUUACCAGCCUUAUACAAACAUCAUUGAUAGAAGAUGGGAUCGUAUGUUACGCCAUGAUCUUCAUGCUGCAGCGUACUAUUUGAACCCGGCUUUCAUGUAUGACCAAACUUCAGUUUCUGAGAAGCCUGAAGUUAUGAGUGGGUUGAUGAGCUUAAUUGGGAAGCAAACAGAGAAUAGCAAAACGAAGCUCGUUCAAGAGCUUAGGUUUUAUAGAGAACGUGAAGGCAGCUUUUCUCCUGAUAUGGCUCUUACUUGCAGCAAAACAUCUCAGCCAGAUGAAUGGUGGAGAUAUUUUGGUUAUGAUGCUCCUAAUUUGCAAAAGUCAAAAAGAAAAAGAUCAUAUGAUCCUGUUGACUACGAAUCUAUUGAUAAAACAGAGUUUUGGAUCGUUGAAGAAGAAGAAGCAGGUGAACUUGAAUAUGAUGAAUUAGAGAAUGCUCUUGCUGAGGAAUAUCCCAAAGAUCAUGAAGAAACAAACCCUGAAAAGUCUAAUGAUGUUUCAGAUUUUGAUGAAGACUUCGCUUUGCCACCUGAAGAACACGAAGGGAAUGGUGAUAGAGACAACCAAGAUUGGUUGUUGUGA
Molecule: messenger RNA, 1839 nt
Organism: Camelina sativa (false flax)
Lineage: Eukaryota; Viridiplantae; Streptophyta; Magnoliopsida; Brassicales; Brassicaceae
Source: RefSeq, a predicted model, not a curated record